This is a messenger RNA of Prunus armeniaca (apricot), 207 nucleotides long. NCBI's taxonomy places the organism in Eukaryota, Viridiplantae, Streptophyta, Magnoliopsida, Rosales, Rosaceae. The record is from the annotation of a GenBank genome assembly.
AUGCAACAUUGGAUAGCUGGAAAGAAGAUUCUGAGGUACCUACAAAGAACAAAGGCUUAUAUGUUGAUUUACAGACGCAUAGAGAAUUUAGAGCUUGUUGGUUAUGCUGAUGUGAAUCCUGGAAAAGCAGAGGAUGAUUACAUCUCUACUUCAGGUUUUCUUUUCAAGAUGGCAGAAGCAGCUAUUGCUUGUAAGAGUGUUAAAUAA